Tinamus guttatus (white-throated tinamou) is the source of this 302-nucleotide messenger RNA. It is a transcript of the gene S100B, whose product is annotated as S100 calcium binding protein B. Gene Ontology annotation, biological process: positive regulation of canonical NF-kappaB signal transduction; positive regulation of cell population proliferation. Gene Ontology annotation, cellular component: nucleus; cytoplasm. NCBI's taxonomy places the organism in Eukaryota, Metazoa, Chordata, Aves, Tinamiformes, Tinamidae. The record is from RefSeq and is a predicted model, not a curated record. Gene Ontology annotation, molecular function: calcium-dependent protein binding; S100 protein binding; calcium ion binding.
UGGCCCAGGGCCACACCACCGCCAUGUCGGAGCUGGAGAAAGCCAUGGUGGCCAUCAUGGAUGCUUUCCACCGGUAUGCAGGGAAGGAGGGCGAUGAGCACAAGCUGAAGAAAGCUGAGCUGAAGGAGCUCCUCAACCACGAGCUCCCCCACUUCCUUGGUGAAAUCCAUGACCAGGAGACAGUGGACAAAGUCAUGGAAGCGCUCGACAGCGAUGGGGAUGCCGAGUGUGACUUCCAGGAGUUUGUGGCUUUUGUGGCCAUGGUCACGGCUGCCUGCCAUGCAUCCCUGGAGCACGAGUGA